AAAAUCCUAGUGGGAAAGGGAGCUUACCCACUCCGACUCUGAUUUAGGUUUUAUUUAAGGAGAUUUGGGAGAGUUUUUCCAUAUUUGCCACCAAUUAAAAUUCCUAUAAUAAUUAGACUUCCCAAUCAGUCUUCAAUUAGACGAAUGUACACCUCUCUCUCUAUAUAUAUAUUUGUAUUGGCCUCACCAUCAAAGCAUUGCUUUAGUCAGCUGCGAUAGAUCUCCAGCCUUCCUAAGAGAGAAGAAUUAGGGAGAAUUUAAUUAGCGUGAAACAUGGCUCUAAGAUGGGUGGUUCAUUCAGCAUGCCAUAUUUUGGGACACGCAACAAUAAUGUUGAAGAUGGUCAUGGAGACACAAUGAUCAAGAAGCAGAACAUUGGGGAAGAUUGCAUGGAUAUGUAUCGGUCUGGUUUUCAGAUGCCUCUUCAUUACCCUCAUUACACCAAGGCCGACUACGAGGAGAUGGAGUGGAAAUUAGACUUGCUCCUCAGACAAUACGGUCUAAAUUUCAAGGCCACCCUUGAUGAGAAGAGAGCUUUUGCCAUGGGUGCAUUCCUCUGGCCCGAGCAGUAUUAAUCUAGUGCUUCUGAUUUUGAAAUUGAAUCGAUGCUACAUGCCUGCAACAAAUCUUAGUAUUCAAU
Rubroshorea leprosula is the source of this 640-nucleotide messenger RNA. The record is from the annotation of a GenBank genome assembly. NCBI's taxonomy places the organism in Eukaryota, Viridiplantae, Streptophyta, Magnoliopsida, Malvales, Dipterocarpaceae.